Apus apus (common swift) is the source of this 2339-nucleotide messenger RNA. It is a transcript of the gene SLC19A1, whose product is annotated as solute carrier family 19 member 1. Gene Ontology annotation, molecular function: folic acid binding; folate:monoatomic anion antiporter activity. Lineage: Eukaryota; Metazoa; Chordata; Aves; Apodiformes; Apodidae. Gene Ontology annotation, cellular component: plasma membrane; basolateral plasma membrane; apical plasma membrane. The transcript has 6 exons. Bases 352 to 1794 code for a protein of 480 amino acids. The record is from RefSeq and is a predicted model, not a curated record. Gene Ontology annotation, biological process: folate transmembrane transport.
UCACACCUGCCGGGACGAGCAGGUCGUGGGGCACAGGCCAGGGGGUUGCUGCUGGCAGGGGCCCCACGUGGGCACACACGGGGCGGGGUGCUGGGGCCCCUCAGGGGGGGGUGACCCCCUGCUCCUUGCCCCUUGCCCAUCCGGGUGACAGCUGGCUGGGACACACGUGUUUUGGUGAUGCUCCAGCACCGACCCUGAAAUCCCACGGGAAUGCUGCUAGUCUGAAACCGCAGCGACGCGGCUUUCGAUGCCUCGGAGAGCGUCUGCGGCCAGAGAGGGGCUGCCUGGCCCAGCACAGCCCUUCUAGGUGACAGUCCCCGGGGGGUCACGCCGCCGUCCCGCUGCAGAGCCAUGCUCAAGAAGGAUGAGGACGUUAAAAAACCAGCCUCGGAGAAGGCACCAGACCAGGGCUGGAAACUACAGGUCUUCUACCUCUGCUUCUAUGGCUUCAUGACGCAGAUCCGGCCCGGGGAGAGCUUCAUCACCCCCUAUCUCCUGGGGCCUGACAAGAACUUCACGCAGGCAGAGGUGUCCAACGUGAUCAUGCCAGUGCUGAGCUACUCCUACAUGGCUGUGCUGGUGCCCAUCUUCCUGCUGACGGACUACUUGCGCUACAAGCCCGUGCUGGUGCUGCAGAGCCUGAGCCACAUCUCCAUCUGGCUGCUGCUGGUGUUGGGCACCUCCGUCCUGGCCAUGCAGCUGAUGGAGUUCUUCUACGGUGUCACCAUGGCCGCCCGCAUCGCCUACUCCUCCUACAUCUUCUCCCUGGUAGCCCCGUCCCGCUACCAGCGCAUGGCCAGCUACUCCCGCUCCGCCGUCCUGCUGGGCGUCUUCACCAGCUCGGUGCUGGGCCAGCUCUGCAUCACCUUGGGCGGCGUCUCCUUCCUCACCCUCAACUAUGUCUCCUUGGGCUUUGUCAGCUUCGGCCUCCUCCUCACCCUCUUCCUCGAGCGGCCCCGGCGCAGCCUCUUCUUCAACCGGCCCGAGGGGGCUGGGGAUGGUGCUGUGCCCACCGAGCUGGACAAGAUGGCUGGGAGGGGCAGCGGUGGGGGGAGACGGGGCUGGCGGGAGGCGACGCUGUUCCGGAUGCUGCGGGAGGUGGGAGCCUUGGCCCGGCAGCCCCAGCUCCGGCUCUGGUCCUUGUGGUGGGUCUUCAACUCGGCUGGUUACUACCUGAUGCUGUACUACGUGCACAUCCUCUGGAACGAGAUCUACCCCGCCAUGAACAACAGACGGGUGUACAACGGAGGGGUGGACGCCGCCUCCACGCUGCUGGGGGCUGGUGCCUCCUUCGCCGCCGGCUACAUGAAGAUCCGCUGGACGCUGUGGUCGGAGCUGGUCAUUGGGGUGGUGACAGCUUUCCAGGCGGGGCUGCUCCUGCUCAUGAACACCACCAGCAAUAUCUGGCUGUGCUAUGUUGCCUACGUCCUCUUCCGUGGUUCCUACCAGUUCCUGGUGCCCAUCGCCAUCUUCCACAUCGCUACCUCCCUCUCCAAAGAGCUCUGUGCUCUUGUCUUCGGGGUCAACACCUUCUUUGCCACCGUGCUGAAGACCAUCAUCACCAUCAUUGUGGCCGACAAGAGGGGCUUGGGCUUGUCCGUGCAUCCCCAGUUUUACGUGUACUUUGGCUACUUCACCCUGCUGGCAGUGGUCUACCUGCUGGCAGCCGUUGGCGUGGGCAUCCAGCACAGCCGCUGCAAGCAGCCCAGGGAGGUGGCCCUGGCCAAGGAGCCAUGCCAGCUCCCUGCCGAGGUGCCAGUGCAGGAGAAGAGCCCAGAGGCAGAUGCUGUGUGAGCCUAAGCACCACCACCACAACCAGCGUGACCACCCUGACCACCGUGGCUGGGACUCGGCUCCACAAGAGCCACCAUCACCGUGCACUUAAUCUCCCAUCCUGCUGGGCAGUCCUUGGUGCUGGCCCAUUGAGGACACACCCCAUGGCACUUGUUUUCUGCUCCAUGGGGGCAGGGGCUGUCCCCCCCCUCCCCCCAGCCCUUCUUCAGCCACAAAGACAAGCGGAUCAGGGGCAGGACUGCCCACAGCUGCCACCACCAGGUACCACGCAGGGCUAGGGAUGGGGUCUGGCUGCCCUCCUGCCCACUGACUCUGCCAUCACUGCCUGGAGCCAGGCUACAAGAGGAUAAUGUUUCUUUAUUCAGUGCCUUUAGAAAAAUGGUUUCUAGGACACAACCGACAAAAAAAAAAUAAAGAUCCACAGGCUUUUGAAUUGCAUUAAUUACACAAAAUACAGUAGACUGUAAGAAAUAGAGACCGUGUGACUCGCACAGCUUUUAUGGUAAUAAUUUCCAUACAAUAAUAAAAAGCUAGUUACAGAUUUC